Molecule: messenger RNA, 3303 nt
Organism: Onychostoma macrolepis
Lineage: Eukaryota; Metazoa; Chordata; Actinopteri; Cypriniformes; Cyprinidae
Product: heterogeneous nuclear ribonucleoprotein R-like
Exons: 11
Coding region: 161-2053 (630 amino acids)
Cellular component (GO): nucleus; ribonucleoprotein complex
Molecular function (GO): mRNA binding
Source: RefSeq, a predicted model, not a curated record
GCACGCGGAUGCCCCGCCCCGCGCGUGCGCGCUCCCGCGUGGCGUGCGCCGUGACGCAGCCGGUCCGCCGCGCGAGGAAGUGGCGCUGUUGUUUGAGCGACGGGACCGUCUCGCUCUGUCUCGUGGCUCGAUCUGAGGAGGUUUUACCGUGUCUCGAGUAAUGGCUGCUGAGGUGAAUGGCAGCUCCGGUCUGCUGAAAGAAGAGGAGGAGCCCAUGGAUGUGACGGCCACACACUCAGAGAACUACCAGACGCUGCUGGACGCCGGUCUGCCGCAGAAGGUGGCCGAGAGCCUGGACAACAUCUUCCAGACAGGGCUGGUGGCGUACGCGGAUCUGGACGAGCGGGCGCUGGACGCGCUGCGGGAGUUUAAUGAGGAGGGAGCGCUGUCAGUGUUGCAGCAGUUCAAGGAGUCCGACCUCUCACACGUGCAGAAUAAGAGUGCCUUCCUGUGCGGCGUGAUGAAGACGUACCGACAGAGAGAAAAGCAGGGCAAUAAAGUGCAGGAGUCCACGAAAGGCCCCGACGAGACCAAGAUAAAGGCUCUGCUGGAGAGGACGGGAUACACUCUAGACGUCACGACAGGACAGAGGAAGUACGGCGGCCCUCCUCCAGAGGAAGUGUUCUCCGGCCCGCAGCCCGGCAUCGGCACCGAGGUGUUUGUGGGGAAGAUCCCGCGUGACCUGUACGAGGACGAGCUGGUUCCUCUGUUUGAGAAGGCCGGCUCCAUCUGGGAUCUGAGGUUGAUGAUGGAUCCGCUCACCGGUCAGAACCGCGGCUACGCCUUCAUCACCUUCUGCAGCAAAGAAGCCGCGCAGGAGGCUGUCAAACUGUGUGAUAACUACGAGAUCCGGUCGGGCAAAUAUCUGGGCGUCUGCAUCUCCGUGGCCAACAACCGUCUGUUCGUCGGCUCCAUUCCAAAGAACAAGACCCGGGAGAGUAUCCUGGAGGACUUCGGCAAAGUCACAGAGGGUCUGCAGGAGGUCAUUCUGUACACGCAGCCGGACGAUAAGAAGAAGAACCGUGGCUUCUGUUUUCUGGAGUAUGAGGAUCAUAAGUCGGCGGCUCAGGCGCGGCGCAGGCUGAUGAGCGGGAAGGUGAAGGUGUGGGGGAACCCGGUGACCGUGGAGUGGGCCGACCCGGUGGCCGAGCCCGACCCAGAGGUCAUGGCCAAGGUGAAGGUGCUGUUUGUGCGUAAGCUGGCCACGCCGGUCACAGAGGAGCUGCUGGAGAAGACCUUCUCUCAGUUCGGCAAACUGGAGCGCGUCAAGAAGCUGAAGGACUACGCCUUCGUUCACUUCGAGGAGCGAGACGCCGCCGUCAAGGCGAUGCAGGAGAUGAACGGGAAGGAGCUGGGCGGUGAGGAGAUCGAGAUCGUUUUGGCCAAACCUCCAGAUAAGAAGAGGAAAGAACGACAAGCUGCCAGACAAACCAGCAGAAACACAGGGUAUGACGACUAUUAUUACUACCCUCCCCCCCGCAUGCCUCCUCCGGGGCGUGGCCGCGGGCGUGGUGGGCGGGGCGGAUACGCCUACCCGCCCGAUUACUACGGUUACGAGGAGUACUACGACGACUACUACGGUUACGAUUACCAUGACUACCGAGGCGGCUACGACGACCCCUACUACGCUUACGACGACGGCUACUCCAUGAGGGGGCGUGGCAGUGGGCGGAGCCGUGGAGCUCCGCCACCGCCCAGAGCUCGCGUGGCCCCGCCCACCCGCGGCAGGGGCGGAUAUCCUCCCAGGGGAGGGGCUCCCAUGGGCGGGGGGCGGGGCCGUGGAGGGGGAAGGGGCGGGCCCUUCCAGCCCCCCCGGGGCCGUGGCACCAGAGGCGCGCGAGGGAACCGCGGCGGGAACGUGGGCGGGAAGAGGAAGGCAGAUGUGUUUAACCAGCCAGACUCCAAACGCCGACAGACCAACCAGCAAAACUGGGGCUCGCAGCCCAUCGCCCAGCAGCCCCUGCAGCAGGGCUCCGACUACGCCGCCGGCUACGGCUACAGCAACGACUCGCUCGAGUUCUCCCAGGACUCCUACGGCCAGCAGUGGAAGUAGCCCCGCAACCCGCCCUCGUCCUGAGAAACUAGACCGCGAUUGGCCAGCAGUGUUUGUUUGACUUUUCUAUCCUCCAAUAGCCCUGUAGAUUCUGUCCGUGGCCCCCGCGGGACGUUUGUCUUAAACAGACACAACACUUUUAUUCCCACAUCCUCCUCCUGGUUUUAAACUCCACUAUGAACAUUUUAGUGCUGUCAGACGAUUAAUCGUGAUUAAUCACAUGCAACACAUACCUUUUUGAUUACAUAAUGUAGGUAUAUAAAUACACACACAUGCAAUAGAUAUUUAGAAAAUAUUUACAUUAUAUUCAUGUAAUUUAUAAUAUAUAUGAAUAUUUAAUCACAACACUUUUUUUUUUUUUUAAUAUACAUGCAUGUGUGUAUUUAUAUAUGCAUAAUAAAUAUACACAGUACACAUACUAUGUAAACAAAAGCUUUUAUUUUGAAUGCAAUUAAUUGUUGCCCAGCACUACGUAAUAUAUGUGUGUGUAUUGUAUUUAUAUAAACAUAAUAAACACACAUGCAAUAGAUAUUUUGAAAAUAUUUACAUGUAUUUACAUGAAUAUAUAUUCAUAUAACAUAUAUAUAUAUAUAUAUAUUUAAAAUAUAAACAUUACACAUUUUUCUUAACAAUAUACAUGCAUGUGUGUGUAUUUAUACAUACAUAAUGUGUGUGUGUGUAUACUUAUGUAAACAAAAGCUUUUAUUUUUGGAUGUGAUUAAUCGCGAUUAAUCGUUUGACAGCAUGUGAAUAUUUUAAAGAAGACACUGAUACUUCUGCGCAAAGGUGUGUGUGACAUGAGGGACGUUCAAUCAUGAAAUGGCCUUCCAGAAAGAUGUUGUCCUUCCUCCGUUCUCAUCGUCUCUCUCUCUCAGUGCUAGUGGCGUAGGGACUCGCUUGUAAAUAACGGCUGUCGACUAGAGCUUCCUUUCGGCGUUUCCUUUUACUUUUUGUCGUUUUUUUUGCAGAAGUGGAGAAAAGAAUCCACGAGAAGGAAAAAAAAAGUUUUGUAGCAGGAGUGCUGUUUAAGUGUCUGUUUAGCAUUUCUAGAAGUAGUCGAAUUGUGUUUUUUAAAAACUGAUAUACUGAUAUUAUAACUUGAGAUGUUUGGUUUUUUUUCCAUUUGGGGUUUGCUGGUGAGGGUUUGGUCUGGCUUACCUUAAGAGCUACGGCCCGCUGGUCUGAUGUUUGUAUUUAUAACUUUUAUUUUUUGUUUGUUCAGUUUCAAUAAAACUCAAUCGAGCAACUUC